GUAAGUGACGCGGCUGAGACGCCCUGAAGAUGGACACGAUUGUUAUUGUUUUUAAUGCACGCGCACAGUCAGUGAAAAGAAGCGGGGACGAGCACUCGGAGGAACGUGCCUGAAGACCGCGCCUCAGAGCCCCGUGGUAAUGUUCCAUCAUGGAGGAUAAAGGGCCCCGUGUUGCCGACUACUUCGUGUUGGCCGGCCUCCCUGACUCACCCACGCCUCUGGAAGAGGGGCUGCACUGGGAUGACGUGUCUCCCCGGUCGGCACAGGCCAAAGCCCCGAUCACCGAUGUGGCCGUGGUGGUGCGGUCCCUGGGAGAGGAGGUGCCCCCCGGCUUCACCUGUGUGGACUCCACCCCCUCGGGCCUAUCUGCAGAACUGAAUGGGGCCAGCCUCAGGGGGCCGCAGAUCUUCUUAUGCUUCAAGCGUGGACGAGAUAAGCCUCCCCUGACAGACCUCGGGGUGCUGUAUGAGUGGAAGGAGAAGCUGAAGCCCGGCUGUCACAUCGUCCAGACCACGCCCUCCGGUCGUCCCGCCAACAUCAGUAGCUCCUCCUCCCAGCGCAUCUACAUCACAUACCGUCGUGCCCCCAAGAGCCAGCCGCACACCUCCCUUGCCCUCACUGACGUGUGCAUCAUCGUCCCAGGCAAAGGAGAGAGCCCCCCGCACACCUUCUGCAAAGUGGACAAGAACCUCAACAGCAGCAUGUGGGGCUCGUCCGUCUACCUGUGUUAUAAGAAGUCACUGGCCAAAGCAAACACCAUUGCAUACAAAGCAGGCCUGCUGUGCCGGUAUCCUGAGGAGGACCACGAGUCGUUUCCUCUACCCGAGUCUGUGCCCAUGUUCUGUCUGCCCAUGGGCGCCACCAUCGAGUGCUGGCCCCACCACACCAAACACUCUCUGCCGGUGUUCUCCACCUUUGUUCUGACCGGAGCCUCUGGGGAGAAGGUGUAUGGAGCUGCUAUCCAGUUCUAUGAGCCUUACCCGGAGGAGGAUCUGACCGAACGUCAGCGCUCUCAGCUGGGCCUGUCCUGCUCCAGCCUGGGUCCUGAUGGCAGCAGUCUCUAUGGCAACAAGAGCAUCUGCCUCCUGUCCCACUGGCCUUUCUUCCAGUCCUUCAGGAGCUUCCUCACAUUCCUCUAUCGAUACUCCAUCUCUGGACCUCAUGCUCUGCCCAUCGAAAAACACGUCGCUCAUUUUAUGUUAAACGUGCCCUUUCCGUCCAUCCAGAGACCUCGGAUUCUGGUCCAGUUGUCUCCUCACGACAGUCUAAUCCUAAGUCAACCUGUGUCCUCCCCUUUGCCCCUCAGCGGGGGGAGCCUGUCCACUCUGCUGUUGAACCUGGGGCCUAAGAACGCAGCCACUCUGCUGGUGCUGGCAGUCACAGAGCACAAGAUCCUGGUCCACUCACUGCGUCCGGCUGCCCUGACCAGCGUCACCGAAGCCCUCGUCUCACUGAUCUUCCCGUUCCACUGGCCCUGCCCCUACAUCCCCCUGUGCCCUCUGGCUCUGGCCGAUGUCCUCAGCGCCCCCUGCCCGUUCAUCGUGGGCGUUGACUCUCGCUACUUUGACCUUUACGUGCCCCCCGCGGACAUCAGCUGUGUGGACCUGGAUACCAACACCAUCUCUCAAAAAGAUGACAAAAAGGCGAUAACGUGGAAGCUGCUGCCGCGGAGAGCCUGCAAACACCUCCUCAACUGUCUGAACAAACUGUAUCAGCAGCUCCUUCAAGGGGGUCAGCUGAACCGGGAUGACAUGCAGACGGAGCCCUCCAUGACAGACAGUGAACUGGAGGGAGGGAAGAGCCUCCAAACACUGGAGCUGGAGAUACAGGAGGCCUUCCUACGCUUCAUGGCGGCCAUUUUGAGAGGGUACCGCUCCUACCUGCUCCCCAUCACCCAGGCCCCUUCAGAGAAGACUACUGAUGCCAACUCUCUCUUUGAUUUACAGGGUUUCUUGAAGAGCCGUGACCGCUCCCAUCAGAGGUUCUACUCCUUAAUGAUGAAGACUCAGAUGUUCAGUCGCUUCAUUGAGGAGUGCUCCUUUGUCAGCGACAAAGACGCCAGCCUGGCUUUCUUCGACGAGUGUGUAGAUAAGAUGGACAGUGAGCACCCUGAGGACACUCGGCUCAUCGAUCUGGAUGAAUCUCACUACAGUGAACACACUGUGUACAUCAACCCCCCAGAGCUGCCCCCUUUGCCAGAGGGACAAGAGCACCCCCUACAGUACAGUUAUUCUAGUUUCCCGGUGCUGGAGGUAGACCUGCUUCAGCCUCUAGAGGGCCCCACUCCUCCAUCAGGGGGUGCCAGCUCUCGGCACAUCAGCCCAGCCAGUCCCACAGCCAUCUUCAGACGCUCCAAACAGGAGAUCAAACUGGCUCAGAGGAUAGCCAAAGCUCACUCAGCGAUGCCUCAAAUGUGGUCCAAGUGUCUCCUCCGUCACUGUUAUGGGCUGUGGUACAUCUGUCUGCCCGGCUUCAUCAGCAGCAGUGCCUCUAAAGUGCGAGCUCUGCGUACAUCCUACGACCUCCUGAGGAAGAUGCAGGACCGGAACCUACAGGCCCCUGAUGAGGUGUGUUACCGCGUACUGCUGCAGCUCUGUGGACAGUACAGUCAGCCAGUGCUGGCAGUGCGAGUGCUGUUUGACAUGAAGAAGGCGGGGCUCCAGCCCAACGCCAUCACCUAUGGCUACUACAACAAGGCUGUGUUGGAGAGCACAUGGCCCUCUAGCACCAGGGGGGGGUAUUUCAUGUGGAGAAAGCUCCGGAACAUUGUCCUUGGAGUGGUGCAGUUCAAACAGGCCACGAAGAAACAACUCAGUCUACGCAAAGACCCCCACCUCUCAGACGGCAGUGACCUGGACACGGUGAGCCACGGCAGUGUGGACAGCGCCAACGACUCAGCAGAACGGCUCUCCAUUGACGCUGACUUCACAAAGAUCGACUCCAGCGAUGAUGGCUUCAGCACAGGUGGGCAAUCGGAUCAAGGCUAUGACUCCCUGUCCAAAGAGGAGGAGCGUCUGUGUGUGCGAGACAGUGACGGUGCACUGACUGACGACAGGGGGCAGAGAGCGCCAGGUGGCAGUGUGAGGCCUGUGUGUGCUGACACUGCAGUGAGCACAUUGUCAUCCAAACUGGAGCGGCCCCGGUCUCUGGAGCUGUGUGGGGGGCAGGACUGCACCGUCAGAGUCCCUGUUCCUCAGCUCUGUUCAGCCAAACCUAUCAGCACCGACAGACUCUACCAGCUCCAGGAGGAGGUGGAGACGGACAAGCCCCAAGGAGGUGCUCAGGAUGGGGCCAGUGAGAGCUCACAGGACCCUGAGGUGUUAAUGAGCUCCAAGACAACAUCAUGUGAUCCCAAUACAAGCACAAGCACUAAAGAGGAGAACGACACCUCCACCUGCUCCACCCCCCUGGGCUACUCCUCCCACAUAUCCCCCAGAACCUCCACCCUGCACCGCUCUGCCUCCAACCUACCACUGCCCCCCAAAACCAAAGAGAGGCUCAGGCAGUCCCCCUCCCUUCCUCUGGGGGAGCUGCGACAAAGAGCCUCCCCUCUGAAGUCCCCUUCAUCCCCCACCCCCUCCACAGCCUCCUCCUUCUCCAUGGACUCCCUGUUCACACCCACUCUGGAUAUCUUCAGGAGCAGUGUGAUCUCUGCCGGGAAGGGCGUGGCUGAGAAGGCAAGCCGGCUCUACUCGCGCCUGUCAUCUCAGACGUCAUUGUCACAGGAUGUGAACGUGGAUCGGCUGAGCGUCUCCUCCCUGAACUCAGGAGAUGCAGACUGCUCCUCUCUGCUUGACACUGACCUGUGUGUGGAUCCAGAGGGAUUCACCUCCCCACAGCACCUCACCACCAGGGGGCACCGGCGCAGCCCGAGCACCCCUGACCGCGUUUUCAGACACAACUCCUUCUCUGGUGGUUUAGCUCUUGCCUCCAAGUCUCCUCACACUCCAGACUCUUCUCCUGAAACCAGCCGGUUCCAGGCCUCUCCCAGCUUCUCUAUAGAGGUGCUGAUGUCGAGCUGCAGUCGUUGUAAAACCUGUGAGUGUUUGGUUUACGAUGAGGAGAUCAUGGCCGGGUGGACGGCCAACGACUCCAACCUGAACAGCUCCUGUCCGUUCUGUGGCACGGCCUUCCUCCCAUUCCUCAGUGUGGAGCUCAAGGACCUGAGGCCACACAGCAGCGCUUUCUCUAAACAGGGUGUUCCCGUUCUGGAGGAGGACAAACCCACAUUGGCCGGACCUCAAAAUGUCAGCGGUGCCGCCCGUCAGCCUACCCUCCUCACGGUGCCGUACCUGAGCCCACUAGUACUGUGGAAGGGGCUGGAGAGUCUGCUGGUGAACGAGGGGGAGCAGGCCCUCUCCUCUCCGGCCGUCGUGGACCAACACCCCAUUGUCUUCUGGAACCUUCUGUGGUUCUUCAAGAGGCUGGAGCUGCCCAGCAAUCUGCCCGCGCUCAUCUUGGGCUCGCAGCACUGUCUCCACGACAACCAGGGCCCCCGGAGCUUUUUGGCUGAGGACAGUAAACACGUGCUGGUCAGGAUCAUGUGGGACAACCUCUCCCUCCACCAGGACUCCAUCCAGCCCUGCUACGUCCUCUGGAACGCCCACUGCGCCAACUCCCUGGUUCGCUCUGGCGUCUGUGGAGAGGGUCAGCUCUUCACAGUGGAGCUGCUGCAGGGAAUCGUCCGCAGCAUUAAGAAAAGUGACCUGUAUCAGCCAAUGGGCCAGAUCCUGCAGCUCCUGGGGCCUGAGCUGGGCUUCAGCAGGCAGAGAAGCCUGUAUCGAGACCUGCUGUUCCUUGCUCUGGUGUCUUUAGGAAGAAACAACAUUAACAUCAAUGCUUUUGACAGAGAGUACAAACUGGCUUAUGACCGCCUGACACCUGGACAGGUGAAGCUAACGCACAACUGCGACCGCCCCCCAGGGGCAGGGGUCAUGGAAUGUCGGAGGACGUUCGGAGAGCCCGGGCUGUGACCUCAUGAGUUGCUCAGAGAGAUACAGCACAAACUAGGGUGACCCCUCUGUCCCUCAUCCUGGGUCUACAGGGUCCAAAAGGGGGCAAGUCUACAGGGUCCAAAACGAAACGGGUCUACAGGGUCCAAAAUGGAGUGGCUCUACAGGGUCCAAAAGGAGCAACAGAACCUAACAGAAAGUUCUAAACACCUGUACUCGGCUUAAAUACUGACAUUUAGCUUUCCCGUUGAAACUCAAACUCACGACCCUCUGCUGCCCUUGACCCACCUGUUUGGACAAUAUGCCACUCGUUUAGACACUGCCACUUGAACGAUAUAAAAAGUUAGAGUUAUAAAACAUGAUGCACUGCAAAAAUAAAGUCUAAAAUAUGAAAUAAGUU
Periophthalmus magnuspinnatus is the source of this 5352-nucleotide messenger RNA. It is a transcript of the gene dennd4a, whose product is annotated as DENN/MADD domain containing 4A. Gene Ontology annotation, molecular function: protein binding. The transcript is spliced from 29 exons. Gene Ontology annotation, cellular component: cytoplasmic vesicle. Bases 150 to 4973 code for a protein of 1607 amino acids. Gene Ontology annotation, biological process: regulation of Rab protein signal transduction. The record is from RefSeq and is a predicted model, not a curated record. NCBI's taxonomy places the organism in Eukaryota, Metazoa, Chordata, Actinopteri, Gobiiformes, Gobiidae.